AUGUACAUAUCGAUAGGGACUGAAGGGACGUCAGUCAGCAAACGGUUGCAGAACAGGAGAAAGUCGUCACAUAUGUGUCACAUUACAGUCCCGGUGCCCUCUCCGCUGAGGAAGGGAACAAAGAAUUUGCGUGGGGUUGCGCUCCACAAUGGCCACCCUUGCGGUAACACAACAAACAGUUGUCACUUGCCUAAAUUAAUUCGAGCGGAAAACGCCUGUGCACUAUCUCCCUUAGCGCCUGAUGAAUGUUACUUUAAGAGACCGAAACCUCUUCAACAGUACAAAUUACACCAAUCAAAGACGGCUCGUUUUUUAUUCCUCCCUCCUUGCGCCCAUCUCACGCUUCAUCAGUAUUGUUCUUGCCCGGAGGGUGUCACCUCCUCGUUACAGAUCCCUCCUCCUCAUGUACCUGCCUGUCAUCCCGCAACCUACGUAGCAGGAACUAAGUGGGACGGUAAUCAUCCCAUGGUUCCAGCUACAUGGACGUACACACCGGCGCGAAGCAUCCCCCGUAACGACGUCGACUCCUGUGUGUCUGCCUGCCAUCCCGGGGACAGGUGCCACGGCCCUGAGGGAUAUCAUGCCGCUCUGGCUACGCUUAAUGCCUGGAAAUUGCCAUGUUAA
Messenger RNA from Nezara viridula (southern green stink bug), 624 nucleotides. The record is from the annotation of a GenBank genome assembly. Lineage: Eukaryota; Metazoa; Arthropoda; Insecta; Hemiptera; Pentatomidae.